AUGUGCGCCCUUGGACGCAGUUCGAGUUGUUUGGGCAACGCUGAGCACUCGUUGGCCGUCUCGUUAACCCGAGUCGAUGCGAGUUAUGCUUUUUUAUCGCUGGUCCCACUGAGAUCGCCGUCGUGGUCGUCGCCAUUCGUCGCCACGAUCUUCACGGAGUCCGUUCGGCUUGGCCACCGUCGCAGCACGAUGCGACAACCGCACCACCGCGACCGACUAAGUUAUGAGGAAUUCUCCCAACGUCUCGCUCACCGCAUUGCCCACGAAUUCCGCGGUGGACGACGGAGGAGUAUGCAGUUUUCCAUCAUCCCGGACCAUCGGCUGUCGGUACAGGACGCGGCCGCCGUACUUGCGCACACGCAAUCGCGCGCGACAAGCGGAUCGCGCACGGACGGCUCCACGGACGACGAGUGUGUCGUCGUCGUAACGCAUAGCGGUGAACGUGCACCCCCGUCAUCAGGACGACGGCGGUCUUCUGGUCGUCAAUCGGACGGUGUUUGUGAAUCACGUCGAUUGUCACGGAACGACGCUUGUCGUCCAUCAGGACAGAAACCACGUCGUUCAUCAAAGAACAUGGUCCAGGAAGCCGGAAAUCAUGCAUCACAUCACGAUCAACGUUCGACGAUCAGUCGAAGCCAUUCCGCAGGCGGUUCCGAGCGUCAAGGAGCCAGCAAAGUUAACAGAAAUAUUAAUAGAUUCUCAAACUUUGUCAAGUCCGGCAUGGAGGCGUACGUGCUCGGCGAAUCACGAAUGAACGGACAACCUGGCGAGAAGCACGAAGUUGUUAUCAGUGGUCCUUUGGUGCAAUGGCGCCCCAUACAGCAGUACUAUACGUGUACAGUGGAUAAACCAAAAAAGGAGACAAAACUAAAGGGACUGAAGAGUUUUAUCGCCUAUUCACUUACCUCAACACUUAGUCGGAUACAGGUCGAUAUGAAGACGAUCUCAUUGAUCAUCGAAAACACAUCUUGCAGUUGUGGGUGA
Messenger RNA from Ostertagia ostertagi, 984 nucleotides. NCBI's taxonomy places the organism in Eukaryota, Metazoa, Nematoda, Chromadorea, Rhabditida, Trichostrongylidae. The record is from the annotation of a GenBank genome assembly.